This is a messenger RNA of Nematocida minor, 507 nucleotides long. RefSeq lists its product as uncharacterized. The transcript has a single exon. Lineage: Eukaryota; Fungi; Microsporidia. The record is from RefSeq and is a predicted model, not a curated record. The coding region runs from base 1 to 507 and encodes 168 amino acids.
AUGGAAAUAAGAGACAGCAAAGUAAAACUAGUUAUACUUCUAUUCGCAGCUUCACUCUUCACAUCUGCAGCAGUAUUAUACAUAUACAUACGUUUGAAUAAUAGUAGUCUAAGUAUCUCAAAACUUCAAAAGAAAGAAGCUGAAGAUAUUACGCAUAGAAUUGAAUUAAAUGAGGAAGAAGCAGAUGAGACAGAUGAGCCAGUAGAGGAAGAAGCAGAUGAGGAAGAUGAGGAAGAUGAGGAAGAAAAAGCACAAGAAGUAGAUGAGACAGAUGAGUCAGAGCAAAAUAAAGAGAAAUCAAAGAUUCUAGACAAUGGGUGUAGAGCAGAAGAAAGAGAAGAACAGAUAGAUGCAAACAUGCAAGAAAAUGAGAUGUCUACUAGCUGCCAUAGUGGAGAGGAGAAAGUGCUGAAAACACUCACAGGUACAGCUAAAUACAUUUUUAAGAGCAAUCUGGUGCAGUGGACUUAUCUGGCAAUAUUCUACUACAAGGUUUUAUUAACAUAG